Molecule: messenger RNA, 1422 nt
Organism: Rotaria socialis
Lineage: Eukaryota; Metazoa; Rotifera; Eurotatoria; Philodinida; Philodinidae
Source: the annotation of a GenBank genome assembly
AUGUUGAAUAAAGUACCCAAUCUUUGUCUAUCUAAUGGUUUAGUAUUCUAUGAAGUACCGGAUUGCUUGAAAAUCUUGACUGAAUUAGAAGAAAGAUUGAUAUCACCAAGAGUUCCUUUUAUGGUGAUUCGAACUUUAGGGUUUUGUAAACAAUUUGGUCUCAAAGGUAAUUUAGUAAAUGUUCCCAUGAACGUUGACAUAAAUGUUUCAAUAUUACCAAGAAGUUUUAGCGAUACUCAUACAAUUCAACUAAAACUCAUGAGACAAAUGAAAAAUAAGAAUGCUUUUAUGUAUGAAACAAUCCGACCGAAAGUUGUACAUACAGCUAUAAAAUACCUUAUUGGACAGGAACUAUAUAAAGAUGAAGGUAUUGUUAUAUCGAAUGAUUGGAUUAAGGAAUAUUCAAAUGAAAGAGAAAAUUUCAUUGUCAAUGAUGAAGAUAAAAAACUUAAUGUGAAUGAAAAUAGGGAAGAAGUUUUUGAUGAUGAUGACGAUGACGAUUGGAAUGAACUUGACGACAAACCAAUAAGUCCAGGAGCUACUGAAACAUUGUUAAAUGAUGAGACUAACAAUCAAAAUGAUAUCGGUAUUAAGUUUGCUCCAGGAGAGAAUAACAGACCGAUAUCUAUUUUAAUGGAUUUGAAAGUUGACGAGUUGAGAUUUCCAAAAAUUUAUUGUGGAAAACAACGAAAAAUUAAAGAUAAUGUUAGAUUGACUUAUGCUAAAAUUGCUAAGUCAGAAUUAAGAAUGUUUGAUAGAAGAUGUGGUAGAGUGUCGAAACUAUUUUUCACAUAUAAGAAACUACAAACAAGAAAAUUCUCUGAUGCUAUUUCGAUAAAUUUGAGAAAAAAAAAUACGAAAAACGUAACUGUUGCACAAAUGCUUAAUCGAGAUUAUGUAAAUGGGCUAAUACAUACUGAUGAUGCUUUUACAUUCUUGAGAUGUGAUCGAUCUUCACCAGCAUUUUGGGAAAUGAAAAAGAAGGAACUUCUAGCAAUGUUCAGACAAUUAGGAUGUCCAACAAUAUUUAUGACAUUGUCAGCGGCAGAAACAAAAUGGUCAGAACUUAUUGUAAUAUUGACUCAAGUAAAAGAUCCUGUGACAUGUGUUCAUUGUUUUGAGCAUAGAUUAAAAUGUUUAUGGGAAAUAUUAUUAGCUCCUUGUGGUCCAUUUGAAGGCAAUGGAUUAAAAGAUAAAUACAUCAUAGUUGAAUUCCAAUUUCGUGGCUCACCACAUAUUCAUCUUUUUAUAUGGCUAAAAAAUGCUCCAAAAUAUGACAAGAGUAAUCCUAAGUCCAUUGAGCAAUGUAUAGAGUUUAUUGAUAAACUGAUUUCAGUUAAUGCUAAACCAACUGAAUUUUCUGAAGAACUUAUAAAUGUGCAACGUCAUAAACACUCACAUACUUGUAAAAAAAACAUGUAA